Phytophthora sojae is the source of this 1956-nucleotide messenger RNA. RefSeq lists its product as hypothetical. Lineage: Eukaryota; Oomycota; Peronosporomycetes; Peronosporales; Peronosporaceae. Bases 1 to 1956 code for a protein of 651 amino acids. The transcript is spliced from 2 exons. The record is from RefSeq and is a predicted model, not a curated record.
AUGGUCCAUGGCUUGCCUGAACCGCCUUCAAACAAGUUCGUGGGUCUUUCAUUCUGCGCGUUCGCUUACUGGUGGGUGGUUCUCUUUGGCGUCCACCUCCUAACGUUCGUCUACAACGCGUGCUUUGCGAAAUUCUACUGGGGCUUCGAUUCAACACUUCUGAGCUAUGUGCUCGAGCUUUACAUCAUUGGAAUCCCCGAGAGAAGUUUCACUUGCUGUGCGCGGGUGUUUGGGUGGAUAUACCGUGCCUUCCAGCGUUGGAGCGAACUCUUUGGUGUAAAUGGAAGCUACUUCCACACCUCCAUCAUUUGCCGAGAAGUCCUUGAGACCGUUCUCCAGACCAUGCAGGCAUUUCGUAUGAGCGUCCAUCUACCCGACACUCGCCUCAACGGCUUCUACGUCGGGCUACUUGUUAUCAACUGCUGGUCGUCCUUGGUUAUCCAUUCUCGUUGGUUCUCGCGCGAUGAAGCCCGACGUCGCUUUGCGUUGCUUGUGUCUGACUGCGCAUUGGAUCUCAUGUCGACGGUGGGUGUGUCGACAGCGAUUGUACUACGUUACGUCGGUGAAUUGGAGCUUACCGCUGAGGGAUUUCAGUUUGAUAGACUGGGAGAUGAUGACAGGCUAGCACAGAUGCUGACUGAAACGCAGCUAGUUCUCGUAGCGUCUUGGACUGAUUUGGCAAUGCGCAGCAUUUUCUCGCUUAGUCUCGCCAUGACUAUCACAAACAUGAAGGAACUGAUACGCUACUCGCCAGCAAGCAAGAUCCAAGUGCAGGCCGUCAGAGCUUGCAGCGACACAGAAGUUGAUGGGCUACGAGCUACUCCACUACUAUCGCAACAGCCACAACGCAUAGUCAAAGUUUUAACCAAGCCGGCGUCGGAAGCACAAGCACCUUUUCAUCACGCUGUACAUAUUGCGUUCGCUGUGUGGGGCGCUGUUUUACUGGCUUUGCAUGUGUAUGCAACUACGAAGACACCACUAAGCAUGUGCAUGCCCAAAGUGCAUCCUCUGGCAGGGACGCUACCUUCGUGCUUCAUGGUGAACUUUAACUGCCAUUACCUUGGGAUCACGGCCACUAAUGAAGAAGUACACCGUGAAUGGAGUAAACUUGAUCGUGCAACCGCUGUGAAGCUUCGUGUGCUGCAUUGCCCAGCGUUCGAAAUGCCCGAAAGUUUUCGUGAAUUCUCUCAGCUGCAAGAAAUCCAAGUGUACAACUCCACAAUAGCAGGCUGGGGGUUGGAAGCUGCCGUCACGAACAGUAGCCACCCGAAAGUACUCUCUUUGACUGCAGCUCGCGUGAACAUGACGAAUGGACUCCUCCCACGUGGUUUGCAGUCACCAGACUUUCCCAAUAGUCUCAGUCAGAUCGUUUUCUGCGAGACUAAUCUCUGCGAGCUACCAAGUGAUAUUGAUACAAUAUGGCGCGCCCACUCGAGCAUCUACAUGGAGAACAGCAAAUUAACUUCUGUCCCGCCCGCACUUACCCGAUUACAGCCGUAUUAUCUGGCACUGAGCGGAAAUUCCAUCACAGAGGUACCAUCGGAGCUGUUCGAAGUAAAUGGUCUAUUGCGCAUUGGUCUUGGACGCACAAACAUCAGUGUUGUACCUCAAAAUGUGCUUCACCCGACGACAAGUGCCCCCAUUAUCGAUGUUACGCAAACUUCCGUGUCAUUCUUCUGGGCGUGGAUGGACCUGAUUCUCCAACCAAAUCCAGGUUAUCCGCCAAAACUGUUAGCUGGUGGGUCCCCAUAUUGCUCUGACCUCGACAGAAUCAUGAUUGGAGUUUCAAAGACCUUCAGCGAACCAUUUUCAGCUCAGUUUUCCCCACUGCUGAUGAAUUCAUCCGAGGCAAAUUGGGUCUUCCUUAGCCAGGUUGUUGACUGCACUCCACCAUCCAGACCCACAGAUUUCCCGCUCGAUGAUUGGGAUCAAUUUUACCGUCUCGUGAACGAAUGA